Messenger RNA from Corticium candelabrum, 1012 nucleotides. RefSeq names its product eukaryotic translation initiation factor 6-like. Gene Ontology annotation, cellular component: cytosol; preribosome, large subunit precursor; nucleolus. Gene Ontology annotation, molecular function: ribosomal large subunit binding. Gene Ontology annotation, biological process: assembly of large subunit precursor of preribosome; cytosolic ribosome assembly; maturation of LSU-rRNA. Bases 15 to 752 code for a protein of 245 amino acids. NCBI's taxonomy places the organism in Eukaryota, Metazoa, Porifera, Homoscleromorpha, Homosclerophorida, Plakinidae. The transcript has 8 exons. The record is from RefSeq and is a predicted model, not a curated record.
ACAGGUUCGCUCACAUGGCAGUCAGAGUUCAAUUUGAGAACAGCAGUGAGGUCGGCGUGUUUGCCAAAUUGACCAACACUUACUGUCUCGUUGGGAUGGGAGCAUCAGCGGCUUUUUACAGUACGUUUGAGAGUGAACUGGCAGAUAGCAUUCAAGUAGUACCUAUAUCUAUUGCUGAAUGUAGAAUUGUGGGAAGAAUGUGUGCUGGGAACAGACACGGUCUUCUUGUUCCAAGCUCUACAACUGACCAUGAGCUACAACAUAUUCGGAAUGCACUUCCAGAUGAAGUAAAGGUUCAACGAGUUGAAGAGCGAUUGUCUGCCUUGGGUAAUGUUAUUUCAUGCAAUGACUAUGUUGCCCUCACACAUCCAGAUCUUGACAGAGAAACUGAAGAGAUUCUAGCUGAUGUUUUAAAAGUAGAGGUGUUUCGUCAUACAAUUGCAGAUAAUGUGCUUGUUGGGAGCUACUGCACAUUUAGCAACCAAGGUGGCUUGGUACAUCCGAAAACUCCUGUAUCUGACCAAGAUGAGUUGUCAUCACUACUUCAAGUCCCUCUGAUGGCUGGAACUAUCAAUCAUGGCAGCAGUGUCAUUGGAGCUGGAAUGGUUGUUAAUGAUUGGAUUGCUUUCUGUGGUUUGGCAACUACUAGUACUGAACUCUCUGUUGUUGAGAGUGUUUUUAAACUGGGUGAUUUUGGGCAACCUGCAGUUGCUGGGGCACUUCGAUCUUCUUUAGUGGAAAGUAUGACUUGACCAAGCUUUGUUGGUGUCAAUAUUGGUUAUGCAAUUCUUGUAAGAAAAUAAGAUCUUUGAAUAAUCAGUCAUCCAGAAACUUACAUGUCAGUAGAACAGUUGCGUGCUCUACUGUAAAGUAGCCUAGACUUGCAUGGCCUCACUGUGUGUUCCACUCAUGCUGCUGGGUACAUAUAUACAGUUUGCAGCCUAUAGUUUGUUUUCCUUAUUGAUUACAGUACUUGCAAGAUCAAAAACAAUAUUAUUAAAGAAGAACUUCC